UCCCAUUGCUCUGAUCUCAUCCCCCCUCCUCCAUUUCACGACAACUCUAUCUUUCUCGUACUUUCCUAGAGGUUUUUCAUUUCAUCCUCAUUUCAUCUUUCGUCCCUCUCAGAUCUUUGGUUUGGAACCCACGCCAAAUCACGAAAUCUGAGACGCCGGUCUCGUAAAUCCUGAUUAAACAACUCCGCCGGGUGCCAGUGCUGCAGAGCAUCAGAUCUUCUUCAGGAGCAACAUCAGCUUCGCAAACAGGUUCAGUUCUUCGUCACAGGCAGUAACACCCCUGCUUCACGAGCUUAGAAACCACACCACCACACCCACCCACAAUGGCCGAACCCCCACGGCAGCCGCGAGAGCACCAGGGCCGGCAUCAACUCCCUAAGGAGGAGCUGAGCUCGCCCUCAGAACCCCCGCCGGCGUACGUCCCGCCGGCAGGGGCGGUGCUGCUCGCACGCCUGGGCCGGCUCUUCAACAACAACCCGGAGCUAACCCUCUCGGCGGUUUCCCGCCCCGAACCAGCCGCGCCACCUCCCAACCCAUUGCCGAGCGCGCUCGCCCACCUCGCCGGCAUCUCGGCCAGCGACGCCGCCAACCGAUCCGGGGCCGGGGACGCCGCGGCGGCGGCGGCGGUGCAGCAAGCGCACGAGCCCGCCGACGACCCCUGGGACGACGACCACUCGGAGUGCGAGGACCUCAAGUCCCCGAUCACGAUCCGCAUCAACGCGGGGAUACGCAUCUCGUCCAACAGCAACGUGGUGACGCUGGCGGCCUCUCCCGCCGACACGUGCGCGCGCAUCGCGCAGGCCGUCGUGGCCGGCAUGCGCGAGGCCAGCGGCGGCGUGGGCAUCCCCAUGAUCGACGAGGACGGGCACCCGCGGCCCCUGCGCAUCGAGGUCGACGCCGGCCUCGACAUCAACGGCGCCGGGAACGUCGUCGGCCGCGAGGACGUCGUGCGCGACAUCUUGCGCAUGAAGGCCGAGGCCGCCGCCACCAGGAGGGCCGAGGCUGGCGGGUCUGCCGCACACACACCCGCGUCCUCGAGGGUCCCCAGCGGCUCCGUCGUGCCGGAUAUCGGAUCGAUACCCAUGCCCGGGUCGUCGCGCGUGCCGAGUGGUGUCGGGGGUCCUGGUGACUAUGCUCCGGGACUAUCGGACGUGUCUGGCAACGCCCACAACACGGCUCCGGCACCCGCUCCUGUUGGUGCAACUGCAACUGCAGCGGCGGCGGCGGCAACGCGUGAGAUCGGAGCUCGAAAUAGAGCUAGAAACGGGACAACCCCCGAGGCGGGGGCUAGCGAUGACGGCCAUGUCGGCCGAGUGGAAUUCUGGGGCCGGAUGAGGGCAUGCAGCAUCUGAAUGGCUCCCCACUGCACCAUAUCGAUCGAACGCCUUUCUUUGGUCAUUGGGAGGCAUGGAACGUAUGGUCGGAUUACAAGGUAUCUCGGAGUCACGGUCGGUUGAAGGGGAUAUGCCAAUACUGCUUUUAUUGGAACCCUUGCCUGUUCCUUGAGUUUCC
Molecule: messenger RNA, 1512 nt
Organism: Phialemonium atrogriseum
Lineage: Eukaryota; Fungi; Ascomycota; Sordariomycetes; Cephalothecales; Cephalothecaceae
Exons: 1
Coding region: 324-1352 (342 amino acids)
Source: RefSeq, a predicted model, not a curated record